AUGGCUCUUCCAGAGUCUCGUGACAAUCGUCACCCAAAUGAAGACAACAAGCAGCCAAGCAAGAAAUCCAAUAGUCGGAAAAUACGCCGAAGGAAUGACGACUUCGAAGAAAGAUGGGGUGAUGAGGAGGCCUUAGAGGAAGAAGAGACCUUCGAGGAAUCACCAAACAAACGUGUCCGCUUGAACAAUGGCUCUUUCUCACCGAAAACUCCCGAGCCGGAGAUGGAUGAGGAGACUAGAAGGCGUUUGGAGGAGGAGAAGGACAUUGCAGAAAGAGACGAAUUCGCUCGAAGGUUGAACCUUAAAGAUGCGGAAAAGAGUAAGAAGAUCACCGAAGAUAGGUCCGGCAGGAAGAGUGAGAAGGAGGCUCAGAGACGGCGUGCCAUGGCCGAGGAUGCAGCCAACAAGGAAGCAGCUAUGGAAGCUUUGCGGAUCCGAUCCAGGCAGGAAUAUUUGGGCAAGCGAGAGACUGAGCAGCUCGCCCUGCUACGAAAGCAGGUGAACGAAGAGACGGACGAGCUCGAGUCAGAUCCGGACCUAAGCAAAGCUGAAAAGGCAGAAUUUGCCAAGAACAGAGAGCUACUACGUCUUGCGGAGGAACGGCAGCAAAUUGACGACUACAGGGAUGGAUAUAUGCUACCGGAGGACUACAUCACAGAGAAGGGCAAGAUUGAUCGGAAGAAGAAAGAAGACGCUCUCUAUAAACGGUAUGUGGACAAGGACGAGCGUGGUCAGGAGCGAUUCGUCACUGAGCAGGAGGAAUGGGAGCAAGAGCAGACAGCAAAGGCCAAAGCACAAAUUGUUUCUCAAGAACGAGUGGACGAGGGCAAUUACGAGUUUGUGUUCGAUGAGGCACAAAAGAUCAACUUUAUCAUGGACACAAGACUUGAAAGCGAUGCUAAGCCUAUGACUAAAGAGCAACGGCAAUUCCAGGAACAACUGAGAGUUGCUGAGGGGAAAGCUGAGAAGAUUGAGGACACUAGGAAGAGCCUACCGAUAUACCAAUUCAGAGACGAUCUGCUUCAAGCUAUCAACGAUUAUCAAGUGCUGAUCAUUGUGGGAGAGACGGGAAGCGGGAAGACCACUCAAAUACCCCAAUACCUUCACGAGGCUGGAUAUACCAAGGACGGAAUGAAAGUUGGCUGUACGCAGCCACGGCGAGUCGCUGCUAUGAGUGUUGCAGCUCGUGUAGCUGAGGAGAUGGGCAAGAAAGUUGGCAAUGAAGUCGGUUAUUCCAUCCGUUUCGAAGACAAUACGUCCGACAAGACGAUCUUGAAAUACAUGACUGACGGCAUGCUCCUUCGAGAGUUCUUGACAGAGCCGGAUCUUGGAGCAUAUUCAGCACUCAUGAUCGAUGAAGCUCACGAACGUACGCUUCAUACAGACAUUCUCUUCGGCUUGGUUAAAGACAUUGCCCGAUUUCGACCUGAACUCAAACUCCUCAUUUCCUCUGCGACAAUGGACGCUCAGAAAUUCGCCCAAUACUUCGAUGAUGCUCCAAUAUUCAACAUCCCUGGCCGACGUUAUCCCGUAGACAUCCACUACACACAACAGCCUGAAGCCAAUUACCUCGCCGCAGCCAUCACCACCGUCUUCCAAAUCCAUAGUUCUCAAGGCAGAGGUGACAUUCUCGUCUUCCUCACUGGCCAAGAAGAAAUAGAAGCUGCCGAGCAGAACCUGCAGGAGACAGCUCGUAAGCUAGGCUCCAGAAUACCUGAAAUGAUCAUCUGCCCAAUCUACGCCAAUCUCCCUUCCGAGCUUCAAGCCAAAAUCUUCGAGCCCACACCCCUAAAGUCCCGGAAAGUUGUCCUCGCAACCAACAUCGCCGAAACCUCCCUCACCAUCGACAAUAUUGUCUACGUCAUCGAUCCCGGCUUCGUCAAAGAAAAUGUCUACAAUGCCCGAACAGGCAUGGAGUCGCUUGUCGUCGCUCCCUGCUCCCGUGCUUCAGCUAAUCAACGCUCUGGUCGUGCUGGACGUGUCGCACCUGGGAAAUGCUUCCGAUUGUACACCAAAUUCGCUUUCCAUAACGAGCUUGAUGCUAGCACGAUGCCUGAGAUUCAACGUACGAAUCUGAACUCUGUAGUCCUACUCCUCAAAUCGCUCGGCAUCAACGACCUCGUCUCUUUCGAUUUCAUGGACCCACCACCCGCAGAAACACUGAUCCGCGCUCUCGAAAACCUGUACGCCCUCGGCGCCCUCAACGACCGUGGCGAGCUCACCAAGUUGGGACGACAGAUGGCCGAAUUCCCAACAGACCCAAUGCUUGCCCGCGCCAUCCUCGCCGCAGACGAAUUCGGCUGCGUCGAAGAAGUCCUUUCUGUCAUCUCCAUGCUAGGCGAGAGCUCCUCACUCUUCUACCGGCCAAAAGACAAGAAAUUGCUCGCCGAUAGCGCAAGAAACCGCUUCACUGUGAAGGAAGGCGGUGACCAUCUCACGCUUCUCAACAUCUGGAAUCAGUGGCUUGACAGCGACUUCAGCUACGUCUGGUCACGCGAGAAUUUCCUACAGCAGCGUUCGCUCACUCGAGCUAGAGACGUCCGCGACCAGUUGGCGCGCCUUUGCGAUAGGGUGGAAGUCACCCUCUCCUCUUCCGGCGCUAACGACAUAGUGGCGAUCGCGAAAGCCAUGACGGCGGGGUUCUUCCCGAAUUCCGCUCGCUUGCAGAAAGGUGGAGACUCUUACAGGACGAUCAAAAAUGGGCUGAGCGUGUACGUUCAUCCGAGCUCUACGGUCAACGAAAGGGCGGGCCAGGGAGGGGAGAGGGGCAGUGCGGGAAUCAAGCCGAAGUGGGUUGUUUACUAUGAGUUGGUAUUGACGAGUAAGGAAUACAUGCGGGGUGUGCUGCCGAUCAAGCCGGAGUGGUUGGUUGAGGCUGCACCGCAUUAUCAUAAUAGGAAAGAGUUGGAUGAAUUGGGGAUUGAUAAGAAAGUGAGUAAAGGCACCGGGGCGGUGGGCGUGAAGAGCAAGAUUUGA
Molecule: messenger RNA, 2976 nt
Organism: Bacidia gigantensis
Lineage: Eukaryota; Fungi; Ascomycota; Lecanoromycetes; Lecanorales; Ramalinaceae
Gene: CDC28
Product: Cyclin-dependent kinase catalytic subunit
Exons: 1
Coding region: 1-2976 (991 amino acids)
Cellular component (GO): intracellular anatomical structure; catalytic step 2 spliceosome
Molecular function (GO): RNA binding; ATP binding
Source: RefSeq, a predicted model, not a curated record